AUGCAUCUGAAUUGGGUGUUCCUCUUGGCAACUUCACUCGCCAGCCUAGCGGCUUGUGAAGAAACGAAAUUCAUGAACCCCCCGCUAUAUGCAUCGUUCGAUGACGGUCUUCGAAGGUUUGACAACAACCAACGCUACAAACAAGGCGAGGUCGUCCCGGCCAUUCUUUCGAAUAUUGUCGAUAUUAGAGACUUGUCUGUUUGGCAGCUGAGUACGGCCGGAGAUAAGAAAGGGCGAGAAACUAGACUGGACGUGACAAAGCAAUCUCAGCUCACCCACUCACCGAUACGAGGUCGCUACCACUGGACGGCUGCGUAUGACAUGGGCCACUAUCUGCAAAAUGGUGAAGACGCUGUUUACUGGUUCCAACUAAAUCAACAUGGAACAUUGGGACCAACUGUAAGAUCCGCAUUCUUCAAUGUCAGCAUGCCGGAUAGUGGGAGGUCCAAAUCCCCCGUGGUUUCGAAACCAUCCCGUAAAGAAAAGAACCGCAAGGGAAAGAACUGCAACAACUGCAACAACUGCAACAACUGCCAGAAGUGCCAGAAGUGUCAGCACUCCCAGAAGUGUCAGAACGGCCAGAGCUGCAAGAACUGUAAGGGAAAGAACCCAAAGGAAAAGAACCCCAAGGACAAGAAAGCGAGUGCAAGGUCCGGAUUGACUGGUGGUCAAGUGGCAGGCAUCACCAUCGGUGCAAUAGUUGCUUUUGCCCUUAUACUGUGCGGUUUCUGUUGGGGUUUUGAACGCAUGAGAGUGAGAAAGCAGUUGCGAAAGUCACACGAGUUUGAACUCAGGAACAUGGAACGCGAUGUGCGCUCCUUGAGGGAGACGGUAGCAAAACUUGGUGCUUGA
This is a messenger RNA of Fusarium verticillioides 7600, 852 nucleotides long. RefSeq lists its product as hypothetical. NCBI's taxonomy places the organism in Eukaryota, Fungi, Ascomycota, Sordariomycetes, Hypocreales, Nectriaceae. The transcript is spliced from 2 exons. The record is from RefSeq and is a predicted model, not a curated record. The coding region runs from base 1 to 852 and encodes 283 amino acids.